UACGCUUCACUUUGGAGACUUGGGAGGCUGAGAUCAGGCUUCCCUUCACAGGACUCCCAAACGCAGAGCUCCCCAAGAGAACCAGACAGGAUCUAUCCCUAGAUGCUGACAGACCUGCGUGGAAGGUUCUCACACUGCUAGUGUGGGUGUGCUAGGCCCCAGGAUGCCCCAGGGGGAAUAGAAGUCCAACCCUUGAAGCCUCAGCUGUGGGGACUACCUUCCCAUUCUCCUGCUCCACCAUGGGGCCCCUGUUGGCUGGACUCUGUGUUUGGGCGGCUCUAGGGUGGGUGGGGGGUUUGGACCCCUCCACAGGUCCUGCAGCUCCCCUGGGUCCUGCUGAACAGGAGCAGGGACAUUAUCUGGCACAGCUGUUUGGCUUAUAUGGAGAGAAUGGAACCCUGAGUAUCAGUGGCCUUGCCAGGCUCCUUCAUAGCCUAGGCCUGGGUCGGGUUCAGGGACUUCGACUGGGACACUCGGGCCCCACAGGGGGUAGGGCUGGCCCCCCCCCUGGGGACAAUUCCACACACAGGCCAGUGGCCCCUGGACUGAGUGUGGAUGUCUGGACAGGACUACCCCUGGGAUCCUCAGAAUGGAGGGAUCCAGAGAAGCCAGUGGCCUCCCACUUGCCCCAGGGGCCACCAUCUCCUAGUCUCGGCCUCUUUCACAGGCUGCUGCUGCUGGACCAUUCACUGUCUGACCAUCUCAAUGAGGAUUGUCUGAAUGGCUCCCAGCUUCUCGUCAAUUUUGGCUUAAGCCCAGCCACUCCACUGACUCCCCGUCAGUUUGCCCUUCUGUGUCCAGCCCUGCUCUACCAGAUCGACAGCCGAGUCUGCAUCCAGACCCCAGAUCCUGCCCCUCAAGGAGACUUACUGUCAGCCCUGGCCCAUAGUGCUCUGGCUGUCCUGGUGCUCAGCGCUCUGGCUCCCUUCUCCAUACUACUGUUACGACUCCUGGGGUCCUGGCUGCUGCAUCCUCUGCUGGGCUUCUUGGGGGCACUGGCUGUGGGCACACUUUGUGGAGAUGCUCUGCUGCACCUGCUGCCACACGCUCAGGGCGGACGUCACGGGGGGGACUUAGGCCCUGGAUUGGCUGUUCUGGGAGGCCUCUUUCUCCUCUUUGUCUUGGAGAAUCUACUUGGGAUUUUUCGGCAUGGUGGGCUACAAUCGAGAUGCUGUAAGCAAACAAGAAGAGAUCCUGGGAUUCAGGACCUAGAAAAUGGCGGGGGAGCAACUCUUCAGCCCCUGAGGGAAGGCCCAGAUGCUGUGACUGAAGGACCACAGGAGCUGGGUAGUCAACUUUCCCCAGGCCCACUCCCACUACGACUUCAAGGUCAUGGACACAGCCAUGGGCACCCAAGCCAUGGGAAUGCUCAAGUCACAUGGAUGGUCCUGCUGGGAGAUGGACUUCACAACUUCACUGAUGGGCUUGCCAUUGGAGCUGCCUUCUCUGAGGGUUUUUCCAGUGGUAUCAGCACUACCCUGGCUGUCCUCUGCCAUGAGCUUCCCCAUGAAUUGGGUGAUUUUGCUAUGCUACUCCAGGCUGGGCUACCCUACAAAAGGCUUUUGCUGUUAAGCUUGGUGUCAGGGGCCCUGGGACUGUGUGGCGCAGCCCUCGGAGUGGGUCUCAGCCAGGGCCCUGCCCCAUUCACUCCCUGGGUUUUCGGGAUCACUGCUGGGGUCUUCCUUUAUGUGUCACUUGUGGAUAUGCUACCUACCCUGCUUCAUCCCCCAGACCCCCUGCCUACAUCCCACAUCCUGCUGCAGGGGCUGGGACUGCUGCUGGGGGGAUGCCUCAUGCUGACUAUUGCCCUGUUUGAGGAGCAGCUGGUUCCCUUGCCCUUAGAUGGCUGAAAUG
Messenger RNA from Vombatus ursinus (common wombat), 1854 nucleotides. It is a transcript of the gene SLC39A5, whose product is annotated as solute carrier family 39 member 5. Gene Ontology annotation, molecular function: zinc ion transmembrane transporter activity. Lineage: Eukaryota; Metazoa; Chordata; Mammalia; Diprotodontia; Vombatidae. Gene Ontology annotation, cellular component: membrane. The record is from RefSeq and is a predicted model, not a curated record. Gene Ontology annotation, biological process: intracellular zinc ion homeostasis; zinc ion import across plasma membrane; BMP signaling pathway.